Schistosoma haematobium is the source of this 7618-nucleotide messenger RNA. RefSeq lists its product as uncharacterized. The transcript is spliced from 28 exons. Gene Ontology annotation, molecular function: protein binding. NCBI's taxonomy places the organism in Eukaryota, Metazoa, Platyhelminthes, Trematoda, Strigeidida, Schistosomatidae. Bases 1 to 6114 code for a protein of 2037 amino acids. The record is from RefSeq and is a predicted model, not a curated record.
AUGAAUAUUGAAAAAAUAUCCUGUGAAACUGGUCAUUGUCAGAUACUGCGGGACGAGUUGGACAAUUAUAUACCUUAUGCAAACAUCAAUGAAGUUCAAACAGGUUUGCCUCCAUUUUCAAUGGAUCAACUUAAAAAAAGAAUCAUUGGCUUACAUUUACCGUACGGUACAGGUAUAUUCACUAUCCAGUUGCCUGAUUAUCAACCUCGAUUUGGAUAUCGAAGGUCAGGUAUUGUUCUUCGACAAGCAGUCAUUAAAGGGGAAGUAGAAAAUUUAUUUGUUUCAGGAGUAGAACAUGGUAGUCCAGCAAGCAAUGCAAUGGAUUUGCAUAUGGGAGAUCGUAUAUAUUCAAUAUCAGGUUACCCAUUAGACUGGCAUACAUUAGAACAACUAAGAUACAAGCUAAUUGAACUGGAUGGAUUGGCACCAAAUUCAAAUAUUUACGAUUUAGCAAACUAUCUACUUAAUAGGCCUUAUCAGAACACUGGGAUUUCCCGCGAUCAUAAUUAUAAUAGAAAUAGUAGUGUUUAUAAAGUUCCUAGCGAACAAACUAGUUUAACAGAUUUUAAACCACCAGUUCUUGUCAUUUUUCGUUAUCCAAAGUCAAAUUCAUUGUGGUCCAAUCAAAUAGCUAAUAACGAGACAAAUGAAUUACCAACGGCAGAGAAUAACAGUUUAUUCAGUUGUUAUGAAACAGUUCUUGAAAAUGAAGGUAAUGACAAUGGGCUUGGUCUACAGAUAGGAUCCAAUCAAGAUAAUACAGGAAUUCACAUUGUAUCUAUAUUCAAAAAUAGUCAAGCUGAAAGAGAUGGUGUUUUAAGAGAAGGUGAUCGUGUAAUUGAGGUGAAUUAUCAGAAUCUUGAGGGAUUAGAAAGUAAACAAGCUUUGAAAAAAGUUAAAAGUAUAUGUCGUAACACUAAAUAUGUACAAAUUAAAUGUUCAAGAAAUAAUCAAACUAAUAAUAAUAAUCAUUUGAUAUCACCUUGUGAUGAUAAAAAAGAACAGCUUGAAGACAAUAAUCUACAUGAUCCUAUAUUGAAUAAUGAAGAUGUUAAUAAUAUUAGUAUUGAUGUGAAAAGUGUUUUAACUCGGACACAAUCACCGACAAUGAAUAAUUCAGACACAUCUAUAUAUGAUUCUCAAGAUGAUUCUGUCUUGUUUUAUAAUUGUAAAUUCAAUCAACCUGAUGAAGAAUGUAUGAAUGAGACGGAUAGUAAUGAUAAAAGUUUGUUGAAAAAGUGGUUAGAUGUAUUCAAUCCUUAUGUUGAAUUAUUGUUAGUAUAUUAUGACAUCAAAAAUUCAAAUUGUGGUUUGGGUAUUGGAGUCGGGGAUACUGUAGAAGAUGACGAAAUAUUUGGUGAAAAUCAACAUCGUCAUUAUAUAAUGGAAAUUAAUCCUGAAGGACCUAUUGGCAAAGAUGGAACCUUAUCUAUUGGAGAUGAGUUACUUGAAAUUAAUAAUGUUGUUAUUGUUAACAAAGAUCAUUUAGAGAUCUCCAGUAUUUUUCCUACUAUUCCUUCUGAAGGAUAUUUAAUAUGUGCUCGUUAUCCAAAUAAAUCUCGAAUUGAUAUCAAAGUAGAGAGUAGAAAUGAUGAAUUAGCCAGUGUUGUUUUCUUCACUCAAACUCUAAGUGAUGGUGAGAUUCCUGAUGACGAUUUCAAUGAGCAGAUUUCGGAUAAUAAUCUUUUCGAUGAAACCAAUUCAGGAAUUAAAAAUAACAUAGCCUUAGCACCACCGAACAAUGAAGAAGGAAUUGAUCAACAUUCUGGAUCUGAUAUUGAUGAAAGUCGAUAUCCAAUAAAACUAUUGACGAUUUCUAAUUCUGCUCUGCAGAAUAAAAGUUCCAGUCUUGAAUUCCAAAGUGAAGAUAUUCAAACUGAUAAAAUGAUAAACGAAGAUAUUAAACCAGAAAUUGAUAAGAAUAACCUAAUAAUGAGUGAUCAAAAACCUAUCGAAUCGACACUAAUAAGUUCACUACAACGUCUACCAAUGGCUGUUAAAUUAGUGAAAUCCAUGGAAAAAUUACCGUCUCAAGUGUCCGGUUCAAUUUCUGAAAAUAAUAAUCCAGACCAUACUAAUCUGAUUCAAUCGAAUGAAAUAACCAAUCGAAAUGAUGAUAAUGAUGUGUUAACUGUUAAAGUUUUGAAAAAAGCCGGUGAAAUACUUGGUUUAGAACUGGAAUUAGAAAGUGGAGAUGAAAGAGGUAUAAAACUUGCACAUAUUACUCCUGGAAGUCCAGUAGAUCGUUUGAAAUAUUGGAAUAAAUACAAAUCUAUGAAUUAUAUUCAAACUGAUUCAGACUAUUCAAAACUUUCAGAUGCUUCUUGUAUAAGUGGUGAUCAUUUACGCAUUCCUACUGCUGGUGAUCGAAUUCUAAGUGUAUCAGAUUACAGUUUUCAAAAUAUAUCAGCUUUUACAGCAUUAAGAUUAUUAAGAAAAUUGAUUUCUUAUUCUGGUUUUAUAAAAACUGUUAGAAAAUACUUAAUUACUGAAAGUAAUCCAAUUUACUACUACUCAAUGGAUACGCCUAAUAAAAAUGACAAAUUAAUUUUAAAAAAGGAACUACCAAAUGUUAAGCAAAAAAUUGAUCAGUUUAACAAAAUUGCUUAUAACCAUAUGUUUAAAUCACGCAGUAAUAUUCCAAUUAUAAAGUUGAAUAAUAAUGAAUUUCCUUGGACAAAUGAACAAUUUUAUUUGAGACAAGUGAAUAAAACACUUAAUCUUUGGAAUUCUAAUGAACAACUAAAUUCAAAGUCAGUUGCUAUGUCAAAUAUAACCACCUUCUCAAACAUUACCAAUCAGCACAAUCAUGAAGGAUUUAUUGAUUCCAAUUAUGAUGCACUUCCAGUUAAAGGCAUAUUCAAAAAUGUAAAUCAAGAAUCUAUUGAACUAAAAAAUACUUUAUCAACAGAUAAACAAUAUAAGUAUCACAAGACUAAACGUGAGCAUUCAUUUAUAAUUUCUAAUCAUCCAAAUGAAUCAGAUAAAUAUUCUUCUCAAACUGAACAAAAUCAACUACUCAUUGGAGGAAAAUUAGAAAAUAAGAAAGAAGAUAAUGACAGCAACAACAAUUUAACUGUAGAUGAAUUUAUAAAUAAUGAUAUAAUACAAAAUGUUAACCUGUUGUCUGAACAGUUCACACUAUACGUUUAUAGAAAUUCUAACCAAAAUUUAGGAUUUUCAGUAUCACGUAAGGUAAAUGGAAUAAAUUUAAUUAACAUGGAUUUAAUGAAAUCAGUUAGAUUAUUAAAAUCAACACCAUUUCCAAUUCAAUUAAAAAUACAAAGGUUGAAUAAAAUCAAUUUGUUAACUGAUAUUAACUGUGAAGAAGAUUUUCUGUCAGUCGAUACAGAUACGGAUGAAGAAGCUGAAAUAGUGACGAAAAUUAUUGACAUGGCACAAAAUUAUACUUCUACUAAGUGCACAAAAAUCAACGAACAACUUGACCUGGAGGAUAUUCAAAAUAUAAAUCUAUGUAACGUUGAAUUAACUGAAACUAAUCAUAAUACAAUAAAUGAUAAUAGAAUAACAAAAACUGUAAUACAAAGUCAAUUUGUUAAAUUAUUACGACAAAAAGUUAUCAAAUGGUUACAUAUUCAUCAAACAUUAAUUCAAUUAAAUAAAUAUAAAUUGAAACAAUUCAAUAAAGAUCAUUACAAUUAUGGUGAUGAAACUGAAGUUACAAUGUAUAAUACAGAUGAAAUGAUAUGGAAGGAUGAUAGAGUUUUAGCAUCUAAACGAACAACAAUGCCUUCAACACCUUGCUUUUUUGGUGAAACUUGUCAAAAUUUUCAUCAACAAACUAGUGACAGUGGUAAUGACAAUAAAACUAAUGAUAAAGAAAAUUAUGGCCACAACAAAAAUGAAUCAGAAAUGAUUGAAUCGAGUGAAAUGGAUUUAAUUUACACUCAAACAGAUAAUGAUAAUCUCACACCAUCUAUAAUACUUACCUCUGAUGAUACUGAUUGGAAACCAUGUGAACAAGGUAGUAUUUCGAGUAUGGAAUCUAUAUCUAAUUCACCAAGUCCUAGGACUUCCUAUAAUUCCUUACUACAUUGGGGUAUUAAUAAUGCACAAGAUGAAAGAGAAUACUUAUUAAACAAAUACAGUGAAUUACCUGGAGAAAUUAUAACAUUCGAAUUACCUUUGAGCACUUUGACUGUCGAAGCAUCUCAUCAUAAAAAUGUGAAUUUAGGUUUAAAACUUGCCGGAAGUAGAGAUUUAAAUCAAAUGAGUGUUUUCGUAUGUGGAAUACAACCAGGAAGUAUCAUUGAACGUGAUGGACAUAUAGAAGUUGGCGAUCAAUUAUUAGAACUCAAUAAUCAAGUUUUAUAUGGUCUUAGCCAUUUGAAUGCUGCUCCACUAAUCAGAUCUAUUUAUAUGGAAGUGAUAGGAAGAAGUAGCAAUAUUUUCAGACGUUCAAAAUGUAAUGCUUUGAGGUUUGUGAUACAACGUCAUUCGUCAAAUACAAAUCUUAUGGCAGCAUUAGCAACAAAUCAACAUGCAGAUUCUUCUUCAGAUCGAUCCAGCCGACACACCAGUGUAGAUACAACAACAAGUGCACUAACAUCACCAGUGAAGAACAUAAAUAAAGCAAAACAAUCUAUAGAAUUUAUGAAUUUAGCAUUUGGUGGUUCACAUGGACCUUUAACUCAACAAACAUACUCUACAACGUUGUAUAGAGGUUCUAAAGGAUUUGGAUUUGCAAUAAUGGAACGAAGUGCAACAAAUGAAGAAGGGAUUUAUAUUAAACAAAUCGUUGAAGGUGGUCCAGCUGAUAAAGAUGGUAUUUUAUGUGCUGGCGAUCAAUUAAUUAAAAUAAACAAAAAAGAUGUGACACAUAUACCUUACGACACAGUAGUAGAAUGGAUACGAUCUGCAAAACAUAUUCUUCAUGUACAAGUUACACGGUGGGGUUUCAAUAUUCAAGCAAGCGCAGAAACAAAAUCAUCAACUAAACGUUUCUCAGAUCCGUCUGUACUGAAUACAUUUGCAUCUGUUUUAUUUGGUAAAGAUAAUGAAAUGAAAAAUUUUCUAUCCCCAGUUAAUACAUGCCGAGAAUUAAUUAACACAAAACCUUUAAACGUAUUAUCCUCAAUUGAAAGUGGUACGAGCUGGUUAGUACCCCGACAAAUCGUAUCAAGGUAUCGUCGUGCAAGUUUUCCAAACAUCUGUUAUAAACGAGAGCAUAUUCCUAUUACUGUUCUUCAGCCUUUGCCAAACUAUUCAACAACUUCAAUAAACAUUCAAGGAGAUAUAAUGAAUUUCGAUAGAAUCUCAAUUUUAAUAAAUGACGAACCAGAAAUCGAAGCAACAAUCCGCCCCAUCAAGUCUGGAACUGAAACUGAAAUAUCGAUCGCAAUAAAUAAUUCUUGUGGUCUAGGGAUAGGCUGUAUAGGAGGCUGUGAAACAGCACUAAAUGUUCCAGUUAUACAUGAAAUCUAUCCUAAUGGUGCAGCGGCAAAAGAUGGACGUUUGCGUCCAGGGGAUCGAAUUAGUAAUGUCAAUCGAAUAUCAUUAGUUGGUGUACCAUUUUUGGAAGCUAUGGAUAAACUUCAAAUGGCUUAUAUUAGCAAAUCGUCUAUGAUAAAACUAGAUUCAGAUGAUGAAAAUGAAAAUAUUUCUUUAUCAAAUCAAGAACAAAGUUAUUUAAAUCUCACUAUAUUUCGACCAACAGAACAAAGUCAGAAAUGGUUUGACCAAGAAUUAGUAAUUGAAUUAUUGAAGAAAUCUGGAAAAGGUUUGGGAAUUUGUAUUGCGGAUCGAUGUGUACAUCUUAAACUAGAUGAAAAUUUGUCAGAGAAUGAAAAUACUUUAAAGGUACAAGAUAAUUCCUAUGUAAACACUUCCGAAAUGCAAACAUCAUAUGGCGUUAUUGUUACUGAAAUAAUUAAAGGAUCGAUUGCAGCAACUGAUGGUCGUCUCAUGGCAAGUGAUCAAAUCCUGGAAGUGAAUGGUAAAGAUACAAGCACAUUAACUAGUGAAAUUGUUGGUGCUCUAUUGAAGGCAGCUCCAUAUAAAGUUAUUCUCAAAGUAGGAAGACUGAAAAAUCAGAUUGCUAUACCAAAUUCAGCUGCAUUUCUUUUUAAUGAUCCUUGUCAAGUUAGACGAUAGACUAUACAGACUAAACAAAUAACCAAUUUAACCUGUAUGGAUAACAUAGAAGAAUGCUUAUUUUUGAUAUCUAUCUAUCAAGAAUGAAAAUAACUCUUAAUUUGUUAAUAAUAAUGAAUAUUUACAAAUUGUCAAGUUCAAAUUGACCUUCCAUAUUUCUUUUCUUUUCUUUCCUUUGAAAAUAAAUGCUUUCUGUUGCAAUAAUACAAAUUUUGCAUUAAUAUAACAUUCCAUUAUACAGAUUGUUAAUAAUCUGUUUAAAAUAAAAGCAGCUCAAUUGUUCCGUUUUCUUUUUUCGUUUCUUCAGUGUUUUAUUAUAUUUAAGCUAAUCUAUGUAUGUGACUUAUUUUAAAUGAAGACAAUCCAUUCAUUUUCAUUCUAGUUAACAAUACCACCAUCAUCAACAACAACAACGAAAAGAAUAUCCUUCUUUAUCCUCUCUUGCACUAAUAAUCUUUUUUUAAUGCACAUAUUUUCUCGGUAAUUUCACUAAAAAAGUAGCAAUAAUGUUUGUAUAAUACUACUACUUCUAAUACUUCUACUACUACUACUAAUAAUAAUAAUAAUAAAUGCUUAGCUUUUCUAUAUAUUAGGAUAAUACUUUAUCGUAUAUAUUUAUAUAUACAUAUACAUACAUAGUGAUAAGCUUCAUGUUUUCUUUGUCAAUUCAUAGGAUAUCUUUUAUAUUCAUGCUAUUCACCUUCUACUCUUUCACUCACUCACUCACUAACUCUAAUUUCUUUAUAUUCUAACUGAAAAUCAACUUGAUUUACAAUGUGACGACUAGCUUGUUGAACAGUUAUUACAUGGAUAGUUAAAUAAAAUAAUAUUUUUAUGUAAACAAUGAAGAUAAAAUUAAUAUUAUGCAACAACAAGAAAUAUAAACAUAAACAUAUUAAUAAUUUUAUUUGUUUGCAUGAUAAUCUUUCAUUCUGAUAAACAGAAGAAUGAAUAUAUAUUGAAUCCGUCUUCUUUUUUUUUUUACUGAGACUAACCUAAGAUUAAUAUAUGUAUUGAUGAAGUACUAUAAUGUGUAAUGAAAGAAAUAUCUUAUUGAUUCGAUUCAUUUCUACUAAUAAUCCUAUUCGUAAAACUUAUGGAAACUAUUAAUUACAUUUAGAAGAAAAAAUGUAAAUUUUCUCAUUUCUAACUUAUCUACAUUGUUUCCUCUUAUAAACUAAGUGAUUAAAGUCUUUCCAUGAAAUACAUCAUAAAAGGCAUUUAAAAUUCUGAUCAGGGAAAUGUUAGAAACAAUAACAAAUGUUACACUGUCUUAUUGAUUUUUGUUUUGUUUUCUGUUCUUUUUUUUGGUUUGUCACACUUCUCUUCAUUCACUUGUUCUCUCUUAAAUGUUUCAUUGAUAUCAUAAUGAUAAAUAGUGAGUUGUUUUAUUCUCCCCAUCCUUUUCAUUUUGUUUUCUGUAAACAUAUCUAACUUCAUUAAUUCAUGUGAAUGAUAAUAUAUAGUGUUGAUUAGUAAAAUAGUAGAAUCAAAUUGUAUAAUA